GGACGGAGUAUGUCUUUAUGGGGGUCUGUGGUCAGCAAGGGAGGUUGUCAUGCGCUUCGGUAUUACUCCUUGUCAUAGGUCGGGUUAUGAUAGUCAAUGGCGAAGCCUCGUUGGUGCGGUGAGUUCGAUGUGCAUAACCAGAAUUGAUUCACCGCCUUCGCAUUGUACAGCCAAUCGCACCCCGCCGAAAGUAAGCGGAUCAUAGCGUUAUACGAACCCUGGAAACAACCAGCAAGACCCAUCAACAUGAAAGAUGCUAUGACAACAACGAACUCAAUUGCCUGUACCUGUACGUUUCUGAUAUUUUGUAUUCACGUGGGAUUCUCUCGGAAAGGUCUCUCGUCAUCGCCACCACCUAAACUAUUCGCUCUGUGGCAACGAACGAAAACAGGGAAAAUUGUGACUUUGUCAAGCUGCUCCAAGCCUUGCAGCUUGGCAAACUGUCGGCGGACUUGGAGCCGUUCGCCUCGAGAUCCCUUCUGUUCCGCGCAUUCGAUCCCAGCCGAGAGUAGUGGAGCAUGUUUAUUUGCUCGCUGCACUUCCUCUGGCACCCUCGUCAGAGUCCAAAGAAUAGCACAAGGAUAUCGGAACGAUCGUCUUGUGUCAUAUUGCGUCAAAUCUUAUCGCGCCUCGUGAAUCCUUCAACACGAUUCGAAAGGCCGUGGAAUCCGAUCAAGUAAUCUCC
Didymella exigua CBS 183.55 is the source of this 685-nucleotide messenger RNA. RefSeq lists its product as uncharacterized. The record is from RefSeq and is a predicted model, not a curated record. Lineage: Eukaryota; Fungi; Ascomycota; Dothideomycetes; Pleosporales; Didymellaceae. The transcript has a single exon. Bases 247 to 636 code for a protein of 129 amino acids.